Molecule: messenger RNA, 330 nt
Organism: Salvelinus namaycush (lake trout)
Lineage: Eukaryota; Metazoa; Chordata; Actinopteri; Salmoniformes; Salmonidae
Gene: sst6
Product: somatostatin 6
Exons: 2
Coding region: 1-294 (97 amino acids)
Biological process (GO): regulation of cell migration
Cellular component (GO): extracellular region
Molecular function (GO): hormone activity
Source: RefSeq, a predicted model, not a curated record
AUGAGGGUGCUGGUGAGAUUAGUACCCUUCGUCCUCAUGGUGUGGAGUGGACAAGAGACAACGGCACUUCCCAUAGAGGAUAACCUAGGAUUGCAGCGCAACCGGGAGUUGACUGUGGAGCAGAGGGACCUGUUGAAGAUGUUGUCGGGGCUGAAUGAGCUGACGUCAGAGUAUAUGUAUCCGGAUCAACAGCUCCACAGAGAGCUGCAGGACAGAUCUCUCAGAGCUCAAGUUCCUGCCAGAGUGAGAUCCCCCUGUAAGAAGUUCUUUUGGAAGACCUUCUCAUCCUGCUAGCGAAGGCACUGGCAGACAGCUGCUGACAGUCACAGU